AUGACCUCUCAGACACCGAGUCGCAAGCAGACUCGUGGCGCGUCAAAGACAGCAGUAGCCAAACUCUCCUCGCCUUCAAGCACGAAUAGCAGUUCGAAUUUCCAUCCACGACGCAACAAAUCCUUCUUCACAAAGAAGAGGAAGAGCCACACAGGCAAAGUGUCAACAACACCGGGAACCCUCAUCCGUAUCUCUCGCUCGUUUCCCUCGCCGAUAUCCCUCGCCGGCAUUCCUCGCCGUCACCGCUCACCAGUAGCGAUUGAGAGAAGUUCAUCAGUGGGAUCUAGACUCCAAUUGAAAAGCCAUCGUAUAUUCACAAUCCAGUCCUCACCCAUCUCCAGUCCCCAAAACCUCGCGAAUCACUUCCCAACCUCCCGUCAACCCCAAGCCGAGACUCCAACCACCAACCCUUCAAAAAUGCCGCGCAACAUCCUGUCCAUGGCACUGCUCGUCACGGCCGUCCAAGCCGUCGCGAUCGACCUCUACAACGACUCUGGCUGCAAUCUCUUAUACGAAUCGCUCGACACCCCCUCAAACGCCGGCUGCACCAGCCUCAACGCCAACGGCGAAUCUAUUCGAGGCGUUGUCCUCAAAGGCGGAUUCACGUCCUCGUGUUUCCUCUACUUCUACUCGGACGCGAGUUGCAACGAUCACCAGCUCUUGCUUUCGCAAGCGAACGCAGACAGUACGUAA
Molecule: messenger RNA, 693 nt
Organism: Zasmidium cellare ATCC 36951
Lineage: Eukaryota; Fungi; Ascomycota; Dothideomycetes; Mycosphaerellales; Mycosphaerellaceae
Exons: 3
Coding region: 1-693 (230 amino acids)
Source: RefSeq, a predicted model, not a curated record